GAGCAGAGAAGGGGCGAAUUCACCAGAGGUGGCAGCAACAGGCCAGCUCGACUCUCAAAGUCUCUUUCUCCGAACCUCGCUGGGGUGGUUUCACACGACUUACUUUCCAAGAUGCACAGGCAAGCACAGGGGUGAAAGGUCACAAAGAUGGCGCUGGCCGUCCGUCUUUUACCCCGCUUGCUACUUUCUCGGCCUCUACCGGGCUGCGCUGCCCGGCUCCGGACUCUCGGUUCAGCCGAGAUGAAGCGCCCAUUGUCUGGACUUUGCUGCUUCUGCCGCCGCCGCUUCGGCUCAGGAGCAGCCCCAUUUCCUCGAGUCUCUUGGGCCUCCGCGGCCUUGGCCCUGUCUGCUCGGGAUCCUCAGCGUCCCUUGCUCAGCCCCCUGGAAGUCGCCGCAACCCUCCCCACUUUCCCUUCUUGCCCCCGGCGAACCUACAGCACCGAGGAGCAACCCCAGCAGCGUCAGAAAACCAAAAUGAUCAUUCUGGGGUUCUCCAACCCCAUCAACUGGGUUCGGACUCGAAUUUACUCCUUCCUUAUCUGGGCCUAUUUCGACCAAGAGUUCAGCAUCACAGAGUUCUCAGAAGGAGCGAAGCAGGCUUUUGCUCAUGUGUCCAGAUUGCUGUCACAGUGUAAGUUUGAUCUAUUGGAAGAACUUGUGGCGAAAGAGACUCUACGUGUAUUGAAAGAAAAGGUUACUUCACUACCUGACAACCAUAAACAUGCGCUUGCUGCUGACAUAGAUGAAAUUGUGUACACAUCAACAGGAGACAUCUCCAUUUACUAUGAUGAGAAAGGAAGGAAGUUUGUUAACAUCCUGAUGUGCUUUUGGUAUCUAACCAGUGCCAACAUCCCCAGUGAAGCCAUAAGUGGAGCCCGUGUGUUCCAGGUUAAGUUGGGGGAUCAGACCGUGGAAACUAAACAACUUCUUAGUGCAAGCUAUGAAUUUCAGAGAGAGUUUACACAAGGAGUAAAGCCUGACUGGACCAUUGCACGGAUUGAACACCCGAAGUUAUUAGAGUAAUUGUUCUUGGAAAAAUCAGCUUAUUGAACUUUUGGCAAUUACUGUGAAAGACUAAGGAAGAAAAAAUUUUCAGAUCAAUUGAUCUUCACUUAAUCAAGUUUGUGGAUUACUUUUGUAUUAUUAUAAAAUGUUCCUUGUAGUAAAUAAGCAUGAUACAAUAAAGCAUUUUCCAUAGAUUGUCAUCACUUUCUGUAAAAGUCAAAGUAAAAAAAAUUACAACAGCCCAUCACUGGUGUCAUAUUCCGUGUCAUUUCUCAUGUUACAUGUAUAUGUAUAUAUACACAAACUAAUUUUACAGGCAGUAAAGAAAAUAUUGAAAAAACUACACAUUUCUAAAUUCAUAGUCCUGACAUAUUUUAUUUGUGGUUAAUACACUUACACCAAUAAUUCAAGUAUGUGGAAGGUUUAUUUUUAAAAAAUCACUGCUGCUAUUUGAUUACCUCUUUGUUCACUAGCUGGGUGAGAAAGAACAGAUGGAAUUACAGCAGAUGGGUCACUGCAGAACUAAAAAUCAGUGAACCUUACUAAAGCACAAAGAGAAAAGAGAAAUAGAACAGUGCCCUAGUCCCCUAUGAAAUAACAUCAAGUCUGUCUAACAUACUUGUAUUUGGACUCCUAGAAGAUGGGAUAAGGCAGACAAAAACAAUGUAAACAACAAUGUCUGAAAGUUUUCCUAAUUAUGAAAAUUAUAAACCCAGAGAUCCAAGAAAUUCAACCAUCAGGGACACACAUAAAGAAAACUAAAGUACAUCAUAAUCAAAGUGUUGAAAACUAGAGAAAAUUAGAAAAGCAGCUGGAGAAGGAAAAAACAACCACAUUCCAUACAGAGAGUGACUGUAUUUCUUUCCUUAAACUCUGCUAGUUAGAGGCCUUGGCAUGGUAUCUUUGUUUUUUUUGUUUUUUUUUAUUGUCACUUUGCUUAUUUGACUUCUUUGGCAUGGUAUCUUUGAAAGAAAGAAAUAUACCUGUUGACCUAGAAUUCCAUAUUCAGGAAAUAUAUCCUUCAGAAAAGGUGAGAAAAGACUUUCAGACAAGGAAAAGAGGAUAGAAUUUGUUGCCAGAAGACCUGUUUUAAAAGAAAUGUUAGGGGCUAGUGGACAGAAUAGAGUUUGAAAAUGGACCCAUGCAUAUUGCACAAUUGAUUUUAGCAAAGGCGCCAUGGUUGUUUAAUGAGAAAAGAGUCUUAACAUAGAAUAAAAAUAUAUUCAAAUAGUAAGUAACCUCAUCUUUUGCCUUACACGAUACAUAAUUUUAGUACAAAAUUUGGAUUGUGAAAUGGAUCAUAGAUUUAACAAAAGCUAAUACUCUAGAAAUUCUGGAAAGAAACAUAAAUUACUGUCUUGGGAUAGAGAAAUAUUUUUUAGACAGUGAAUUGUGAAAGAAAAUUAUUAAUUGAAAUUAAUUAAAAUUAAUACUGCUCUUUGAAAGACAGCAGCAAGGAAAUGAAAAGUCAAGUCACAGGUUGGGGAAAACUAUUUUUAAUACAUAUUAUUUGACAGAGGGCCUGUAUUUGGAAUAUGUAAAUAAUGCUUAUAGCUCAAUAAUGGAAAAUUAGCUUUAUACAGCUAUCAUGACUCAUCAAACUGUGGACUUAAAAUGGGUACAUUUUAUAUGUAAAUUAUUUUAAUGCAAAUUAUACUUAAAGCUUGCUAAAAUAUUUAGCAAGAGUAAUUUGCAGAAAAAUAAACUCAAAUGAUUAAAUUUUUAUAAAGUAUAAAGCAGCUUAUCUAUGUUUAAUGUUAGGUGAAAUAGAAAAUAAGAUCAAUAAGGCACAUAAUUGGCAGCCUGGAUGGGAGAGGAGUUUGUGGGAGAAUGGAUACAUGUGUUUGUAUGACUGAGUCCCUUUGCUAUUCACCUGAAACAAUCAUAAAAUUAUUAAUCAGCUAUAUCCCAAUGCAAAAUAAAAUAAUUUUUAAAGGCACAUAUUACUGAAAAAGAAAAAUGCAACCAGUUACAGUAUCACUUGCCAGUUGCACUAUCUGUUGUAAGAUACAUCUCCAAUGGUUUUAAAAAUGUUUGACUUAGAAUCAAUGAAGUACAGUGUUACUUAUUAUUUAUGAAAAUAUAAAUUGUAAAACUUUUCUAAAAUGCAAGAGAUUAAUAAGGCACUAAAUGCAUGAUAGUGGCAACUGUCUGGGGAGGAAGGGAGUAAAAUGUGACUGUAAUGUUUCAUGUCUUCAAAAAAAUCUUGAUACUUAAA
This is a messenger RNA of Capra hircus (goat), 3223 nucleotides long. It is a transcript of the gene MAIP1, whose product is annotated as chromosome 2 C2orf47 homolog. The record is from RefSeq and is a predicted model, not a curated record. Gene Ontology annotation, biological process: protein insertion into mitochondrial inner membrane from matrix; inner mitochondrial membrane organization. The coding region runs from base 148 to 1023 and encodes 291 amino acids. Gene Ontology annotation, cellular component: mitochondrial inner membrane. Lineage: Eukaryota; Metazoa; Chordata; Mammalia; Artiodactyla; Bovidae. Gene Ontology annotation, molecular function: ribosome binding. The transcript has 5 exons.